Molecule: messenger RNA, 2754 nt
Organism: Phytophthora sojae
Lineage: Eukaryota; Oomycota; Peronosporomycetes; Peronosporales; Peronosporaceae
Product: phosphatidylinositol 3 and 4-kinase-like protein
Exons: 6
Coding region: 1-2754 (917 amino acids)
Biological process (GO): phosphatidylinositol phosphate biosynthetic process; phosphatidylinositol-mediated signaling
Cellular component (GO): cytoplasm; membrane
Molecular function (GO): 1-phosphatidylinositol 4-kinase activity
Source: RefSeq, a predicted model, not a curated record
AUGGCGUCUACUGCGGGUGUUCCGACAAGUCCUGGAGCGUCUUCGCUCGCGAUCGCGGCCACGUCUCCACCUCCGUCGCCUACCAAGUCCAAGCUGCUGCCCAGUACACCCAGCAUUGCCGACAUUCUGGCUCAUGACGGCACCGUGGACGUUCGACGGCUCAUGAUCUCCAUGUGGAAACGCCGCGCCAACGCGCCGUUCACGGCGGAACUUUGCCAGCGACUGUGCUCGAUGCCCGUCACUCGAGCGAUGCUGGACCAGGUAGAGUUCUACCUGCCUCAAUUGGCGCACAUGGUGGUGCAUCUAGAGCAGGAGCUUCCCAUGGAGGAUAUGGAACAGUUUGUGCUGCUGCUGUCGCAGAGCAGCGUGCACUUCGCGUUGCAGUUCUUCUGGAUGAUUUACGCCGCGCUGGACGAGAAUCGACCCAAGCGUACAGGCAACAACCCGCGCACAUUCGCCCGUUGUGCGCGUCUGCUGCUUGCUCUCGAGCAGUGCUUCGUGUACGGAUCCCCGGCGGCACGUCAAGCCUCGGAGCUGUUGACGCGCCAAAGCAUCUCAAGAGACGAGAUGGAGCAGAUUCUCAUGGCGGAUCGCCGCUUCUUCGCGGUUCAACAGAGCAACACGGACAAUGGCAACGGCGUUGAGGAUGUCGCUCCGAUGACAGGCGGCUGGCUGCUGAAGAAAGGAGGCGGCACGCGGACAAUGGGCCGCCGCAACUGGACUCUGCGCUGGUGUAGACUUGAGAAGCGCAUCUUGCUGGUCUUCUCCAAGCCCACGGACACUCAACCGCGCUCUGCCAUCCCGUUGCACGGAGCCAAAGUGCAUGUGGUGGAGAACAAACGCCCAUACUACUUCGAGAUCACGCACGACUUCAGCGAGACCAAGGCCAAGUUUGCUGCGAAGACGGCGGAUGAGUUGUCCACGUGGGUGGCGUACAUUCAAAAGACCGCGACACUACCAGAACCCCCCGCUGGAAGCCCAACCAAGGGCAAUAGCAGCCCCGAACGCACAUUGGCACGGAUGUCAUUCGCCAUGCGAACGUUCAUCAUGCAAUCGUCUACUAACGUAAACAGCAACGCCACUCUGGCUGUCGAUGGCACUGCAUCUCCUCGAAGUGGGUCGCCUUCAAAGACGGAUAGUACCGUUCGCUCAGCGGAAGCUACAGCCGACGCGCUAGCUGUGAAUAUUGAGCAGAUGCGGACGCGUAUGCUCAGUAGCGGGGCUGUGAGUGCGUGCUCGACCCAUGCGGGCGACACCGAGGUGAGCCAGGCCUCAACGACAGACUGCUGCGGCUCGGACGCGCUCAUGCAAGCUCUCAUGAUGCCAGACCAGCAGCGCCGAUACGAGUUCUUCUGCAGCAUGAUCCACUUCGUUAAGUCCAUUACUGACAUUUCGGAGGCAUUGCGUCGUGUUGAACCCCUCAAACGGAAAGAGCUACUGAGGCCACUGCUGAAGCAGCUUCGAAUCCCGAAUCGGGCUUACAUCCCGCUAUGCAAGUCGACUGAUCCAUACUGCAACGUUGUGUCGGUAUUCAGCGAUGAAGGCCGCGUCUUCAGCACCCACGAACGAGCGCCGUGCUUGAUCUACUUCGGCACCGAAGAGAACGAGAAUGGGGAAGACGUGUCCACCGUCCUAUUCAACGAGCUCUACGAAACCCGGACAGGCUGCAGUGGCGACAUCGACGAAGACGACGAGAUCGCCACUACGUUUGAUGAGCAUGCUGCUGAUAUUGCGAUGCCGUACAGACAAGUGAAAUCCUCGUCUUCGUUCAAGACAAAACCAUCCGCCAAGCAAAUGUCGCCGUUUCUUCGUGAAUUGCUUGCGGACGAAGAACGGAAGCAGCGUCUGGAGAAGACGUUCGGGGAGCUGACCUUCACCAAAGCGGAGCGCCUGCAGGAAACUAUUCAGUGUGCGAACCCAGACUGCUGGCGUCUGACGGGGUUGAUGUCCAAGAGCUACGACGACUUGCGCCAGGAAGUUCUGGUGAUGCAGCUCAUUUCGUAUUUCCAGCAGAUUUUCGAGCUUGAGAAACUGCCGCUGCGACUGCAUCCGUAUCGGAUCCUAUCGACAGGAUCAAGUACCGGUCUCAUUGAAGUGGUGCGUAAUGCCAUGUCCCUUGAUGGCAUCAAGAAAACUCCAGGCUUCAAGAACCUCCGCAGUCACUUUGAGCAAAUGUACGGUGGAGCGACAAAUAACGCAGAAGGCAGUGGCGAUGGGGCCGAAUUGCUUCGUCAGGCCAAGCUCAACUUCAUCCACAGCUUAGCGGCGUACUCGAUCGUGUGUUACAUUCUCGCGAUCAAGGAUCGACACAAUGGUAACAUCAUGCUGGACAUCGAGGGCUACAUCAUUCAUAUCGACUUCGGCUUCUUUCUGGGGCGGGCACCUGGAGGGAGCUUCAGCUUCGAGACUGCACCGUUCAAGCUGACUGCAGAGAUGGUUGAUGUUUUGGGUGGCCGCCACUCAUCCAACUUCCAGUACUUCACCGAUUUGUGCGUGCAAGGAGCCCUGGCCGCUCGAAAGCACGCGGAGACAAUCUACGCACUGGUGGAAGUCAUGAGCUACCACUCGAAGCUUCCGUGCUUCCUUGGAGGAGCGUCAGGGCCGCUUGCGGGGCUGAAAGACCGACUGUUCCUCAAUAUGCCCGAGAAGAAGGUCGCCCCAACCAUCCAGAGCAUGGUGCAGCGUGCCUAUGACCACUUCGGCACCAACAAGUACGACCAGUUCCAGGUCUUCUCGAACGGAAUCGCGAAAUAG